CUCUCGCAUUUAAAGCUAUUUUCCUGGAUUUACUGUCAUCAAGAACGCCUAAAAUUAGACAUUUGGAAGCCAGGUUGUAUGACUAGAAGGGAUCCAAACAGAGUAGCAAAAACCAUGAAAAAAAUAACAGUAUGGAAUAUUAUAACAAUACAACGACACAUAGUAAUCACAGCAAUGGAACCAGUAAUACAUCAGAUCAUAAUAAGGCGAUUUUGAAAUGGAUUUCAUUCGUGAUUUUCCUUGGUAUAAUAGCAUUCAAUACACUUGUUAUCGUGCUGUUACUAUCACGGAAGAAGAAGACGAGGAUGGGAUUUUUCGUUACUAACCUUGCAAUAGCAGAUCUUUGUCUUGGACUCUUUUUCGUUUUCCCAGAGUUGGUAUUCAGCCAUUUUGGAGUUCCCUGGAAUAAAUAUGUCUGCUAUAUAGUUUAUGCAUAUUUUUCACAGUUCGCAGUCUAUGUGUCUAUAUAUGCGAUAGUUGUGUUAUCUAUAGAUAGACUUUACGUUAUUGUUAGACCUUUAUCGGCAGCCUCUAAAGGACAAAAAUAUCGAUUUGGUUUGGCGUCAGCUGCAUGGAUUAUUGGAGCACUUCUUGCGAUACAGUACGUUGUUCACAUUAAGACGUGGAAGACAAGUUGUUUUCAUAUUUUUCCAUACAGAGAGGCAAUAAUAUAUAUUGAUGCUUCAAUUAUAAUAGUUAUACCAGUCAUUAUAAUUGUUAUAUGUUAUACUGGUAUCAUAAUAACAAUCUGUAGACGGGAAAAACGUGGAUUUGUUCCGGCUAACAGAAGUGAUACAGCUUCUACAGAGGAAAUAAUUUCAAAGAAUAAAGUGAUUUCAAGUGCGAAAAUUAAAACAAUAAAGCUACUUCUAGUGGUUGUUUGUGUGUAUAUAUUAUGUUGGACGCCGAUAUUUGUAGAUGCAUUUUUACAGUUUUAUGGAAAUAUAGGAACCGGAUUGGUUUAUAAAGUGUUGUAUACAUUUGCACCAUUGAACAGUUUUGCCAAUCCAUUAGUGUUUUUGAUAUUUAAUUUUAAAAUGUUUCGAUCAAACAAGAAAAAGACGGAUUCUCACUUAAUGCACAUGAAUACAAUGAAAACUUCAUUAGGUUCGAAACGUCAUCAUUAAAAGUUCUAUUUAUGUGAAGUGUCCAUUUAGCGAUUAUGCAAUUUUAAAGGAAAGUGAUUAAAAUGAAUAAAGUCUAAACAUAUUUUAUUUCUGUUAUUUGACUAAAACAAAGUUUGAAGAAUCCAAAAGAAUAAACUCCAUAGUCAAUCACUAAUUGACAAUCGUAUGGCAAUAUAAAAGACAAACGAAAAACGACGAAAAGGCAAACUGUCUACAAAAUACAACAUAACAAAAAUGAAGACUGAGCAGCACGGACACCAACAAACAAAAACCGAUGGUGAUCACAGGUGAUCGGGAAGGAUUAACACAUCCUAAAUGUCGGAGCGGUUGGUGAUCACAGGUGAUCGGGAAGGAUUAACACAUCCUAACUGUCGGAACCUGUGGUGAUCACAGGUGAUCGGGAUGGAUUAACACAUUCUAAAUGUCGGAACCGUUGGUGAUCACAGGUGAUCGGGAAGGAUUAACUCAUCCUAACUGUCGGAACCGGUGGUAAUCACAGGUGAUCGGGAAGGAUUAACACAUCCUAACUGUCGGAGCGGUUGGUGAUCACAGGUGAUCGGGAAGGAUUAACACAUCCUAACUGUCGGAACCGGUGGUGAUCACAGGUGAUCGGGAAGGAUUAACACAUUCUAAAUGUCGGAACCGUUGGUGAUCACAGGUGAUCGGGAAGGAUAAACACAUCCUAACUGUCGGAACCGGUGGUGAUCACAGGUGAUCGGGAAGGAUAAACACAUCCUAACUGUCGGAACCGGUGGUGAUCACAGGUGAUCGGGAAGGAUUAACACAUCCUAACUGUCGGAACCGGUGGUGAUCACAGGUGAUCGGGCAGGAUUAACACAUCCUAACAGUCGGAACCGGUGGUGAUCACAGGUGAUCGGGAAGGAUUAACACAUCCUAACUGUCGUAACCGGUGGUGAUCACAGGUGAUCGGGAAGAAUUUACACAUCCUAACUGUCGGAACCGGUGGUGAUCACAGGUGAUCUCGAAGGAUUAACACAUCCUAACUGUCGGACAAUCAUUAUCAAGUGAAUAAUGGUUCUUCUCGAAAUGCAUGUUCAUGGAAAAAAUCUCAUUUUAUAGAAUUGUUAUAGUGCAUGCAGUUUAGAGUAAAAUUUUCUUAGGACACGUUAAAAGAAGAAAAUAUAG
This is a messenger RNA of Mytilus californianus (California mussel), 2273 nucleotides long. RefSeq names its product cardioacceleratory peptide receptor-like. The coding region runs from base 132 to 1127 and encodes 331 amino acids. Gene Ontology annotation, biological process: G protein-coupled receptor signaling pathway. NCBI's taxonomy places the organism in Eukaryota, Metazoa, Mollusca, Bivalvia, Mytilida, Mytilidae. The transcript is spliced from 7 exons. The record is from RefSeq and is a predicted model, not a curated record. Gene Ontology annotation, molecular function: peptide binding; vasopressin receptor activity. Gene Ontology annotation, cellular component: membrane.